CUCGAGGCGGAGCAGGAGAAGCACAAGUGCGUCGGCUCCAUGCUCAUUGUGGGCGUCGACAGCGGUGGCUCCGACGACGAGAGCGAGCCGGACGAGGAGCCAGAGUACACGGCGGAGCAGAUCUUGCAGCUGCGCCACAUCCUGAUCACAGAGGCGCGUGCCAAGGCGCUCGAGAAGGCCGACGACUUCUGCUCCUGCGGCCAAUCUGCCGGCGGCUUCGCCAUGUUCAACACGAGCGACGGAAACCAAAUCUGCGCUGGCAUCCCCAAGGAGGUGCAAGCGGCGCUCAAGAAGAAGACGCUGCCCGAACGCUUCGACGCGCUCUUCGCGCUGACACACGGGCUGAAGAACUACGACUUUUGGAUGAACGACAAUGAGUGCUGGGAACCGGGACAGGAGCUGGAGAAGGCGAUCAAGACGCUCGGCAAGGCGUGGCGCGACAUGCUCAAGAAUUCGGACGCGCUGCUCGGCAUUGACGGUGAGUUCACGCGGCCCGGCAUCGAGGCGCUCCUGAGCCAGCUCCAGGACGACUUCGCGUCUUGCGAGCCGACUGCGGACUACCCGUUCAAGUGGCGCGCGUGAGCGCGGCGCGCUUCAUGUAUGUACCACGCCCCGUGCGCGCCUGACGUCCAUCGGCUCGCCGGCCGCCUCUACAGGCCGCCUCACGCACACUACUACACUGCCCUGACUCGGGUGCAAAGCCACUCCCCACACACGGGCGGGACGCGUAUCAGAAGCCGCCCUCUGAAUCGACGAAAUGUAUGUCGAAACACAUGCACUUCUUGGGCGUUCGUACGUCUUUUUACUACCUCAGC
This is a messenger RNA of Emiliania huxleyi CCMP1516, 815 nucleotides long. RefSeq lists its product as hypothetical. The record is from RefSeq and is a predicted model, not a curated record. NCBI's taxonomy places the organism in Eukaryota, Haptophyta, Isochrysidales, Noelaerhabdaceae. The transcript has a single exon. The coding region runs from base 40 to 582 and encodes 180 amino acids.